AUGGCAAGCCCCUCCGACACGAUUAUUAUCACCGAUGACGAGGAAUUGCCAAGCCUCGAGCCAGGUAGCUCACGACCUCGGAGGGCCCCUCGCCGUGAUUACAGUUAUCGAGAUUUUGAGAGUAUGAUCGUCGAAUCAGUCGCUGAUGAGACGGAUACGAUACCAUCACGCAAACGCAAAAGAACCGAAACGAAAGAGCCGUCUACUUUGGAAAACGCCUUUGAGGAGCUCCGGGGGGCGGUUAGCCAUAAAGUGCAACGGCUACAAGAGAAAAAUCGCAUCCUUCGAGAUGAACUUCGCCAGGAGAGGGAGAGGCACCAAAAGACGCAAGAGGAACUUUCCCAGCAAAGAGAAAAGCAUAUCUUAGAGUGCAAGAUCUGUUAUAUGCAGCCAGAUCGCUGGGUGCUCAUUCUAUGUGGACACAUGGUGUGCAGGUCAUGCGCAGGAAGACUUGGAACAAUGGAGAAGUGUCCUAUCUGCCGG
Penicillium hordei is the source of this 483-nucleotide messenger RNA. RefSeq names its product RING finger protein. The record is from RefSeq and is a predicted model, not a curated record. Lineage: Eukaryota; Fungi; Ascomycota; Eurotiomycetes; Eurotiales; Aspergillaceae. The annotation marks the transcript as partial. The transcript is spliced from 2 exons.